CGAAAAUAAAUUUCAAAUCCAGUCUAAGCAGGUUUUCAAAUUCUAUUUUUUGGGAUAUGGGCUUCAUUUCUAUAUAUAUAUUUUAAUACAAAAAUCUUAAAAGAUGGGCGCAGUUUAUCAAAUCUUAAGUCUUUUCCUGAUGCUGGGAGUAGAGGUCAGCCUGUGUUACCCGAAGCCGUUGGUUACGAGCCCAGUGCCGCUUUACUCGUACCAAACUAAAGCCUACAAUGAGACCCUAACAUGGCACCACAGCCAUCGGGUUUCCAGUGCCUUGCCCAUGCCCGAUGAAAAGUUCUGGACGUACAAGUGCGAGAAAGGCCGAUGCAUGCGAGUGGGCCACCACGGCAAGCUCCGCAAGCGCGUCUCAUUCAUCAGUUGCUCCAUGACGUGCGGCGACAUCAACAUCUGGCCCCAUCCCACCCUCAAACAUGUGCUUAGUCCGCACACGCACAGCUUCUCCGUGGACGCUGUGGAGCUGAAGGUGGACACAACUCAUCGGGAGGUCCAAAAGCAGUUGAAUGUUGUCUUCGAACGGUUCCUCAAGGAUCUGCGACAGAUCCAGAAACUUGACUAUGCCGACAGAGGUUCAGAGAUCACGACCAGUGCGAAAUCGAGUGCUUUAUCGAAAUCCCGGCGUCAUACCCAGCAUGGUUCGAAACGAGCAGCCGGAGAUUUGUCUAGCGUGCAGGUCAAGAUCGUCGUACAAAAGUCGGGAGACCUCAAUUUUAGUCUCGACAACGAUGAGAGCUACUACCUAACAUCGAACAGAACAGCCGAUGGGCACCGCUUGCUGGUAGAGAUCAGCGCGAAUUCGUACUUUGGAGCCCGUCAUGGCCUUUCCACGCUGCAGCAACUAAUUUGGUAUGAUGACCAGGAUAGACUCCUGCACACGUAUUCCAAUAGCGAGAUUAAGGAUGCACCCAAGUUCCGGUACCGCGGCUUGAUGCUGGACACAUCGCGGCACUUCUUCUCGGUGGAGGCCAUCAAGCGGACGAUCAUGGCCAUGGGCCUGGCCAAGCUGAACCGAUUCCACUGGCAUCUAACUGAUGCCCAGAGUUUUCCCUACAUUUCGCGCUACUAUCCCGAGCUUGCCGAGCACGGAGCCUACUCGGAGAGCGAAACUUACACAGAGCAGGAUGUGCGCGAAGUGGCGGAGUUUGCCAAGAUAUAUGGAGUGCAGGUGAUUCCGGAGAUCGAUGCUCCAGCCCAUGUGGGAAACAGCUGGGAUUGGGGACCCAAACACGGCAUGGGCGAGCUGGCCAUGUGCACGAACCAGAAGCCCUGGAGCUUCUUCUGCGGCGAGCCGCCUUGUGGUCAGCUGAAUCCGUAUAACAACCACACCUACCUCAUCCUGCAGCGCCUGUACGAGGAGCUUCUGCAACAGACGGGGCCCACGGAUCUCUUUCACCUAGGUGGCGAUGAUGUGAAAAUAGGUUGCUGGGCGCAGUAUUUUCAUGCCAAGGAUCAGCGCAACAUAUGGUGUGGUUUUAUGCUCCAGGCACUGGCCAGUCUAAAAGUGGCAAAUCAUGGAGUGGCGCCCAAGUAUGUGGUAGUAUGGUCGAGCGACCUCACCAACACCAACUGUCUCCCAAAUAGUCAAUUCGCCGUACAGGUCGGGGGCAGCAGCACCUGGCAGGAGGACUACGACCUGCUCGAUAACGGCUAUAAUAUGAUCUUCUCGGGCAUGGGGCCUUGGUCUUUAGACUGCGGUUUUGGCAGUUGGCGGGACACUGGCAAAGGUGCCUGUGCUCCCUACCGCACCUGGCAAAAUGUCUACAAGCACCGACCGUGGGAGCGGAUGCGAUUGGACAAAAGGCGCAAGAAGCAGUUGUUGGGUGGUGAGGUGUGCAUGUGGACCGAACAGGUGGGCGAAAAUCAGUUGGACAACCGGCUGUGGCCCAGAUCUGCUGGCGUAGCUGAACGCCUCUGGACAGAUCCCAAUGAAAAAGUUGUGUCUCCAAAAGUAUUUCGUAGAAUUUCAUUGUUCCGAAACCGCCUUGUCGAACUGGGAAUAAGGGCUGAAGCCCUGUUUCCCAAAUACUGUGCCCAGAACCCCGGGGAAUGUAUUUGAUAUUACCUCUAAGAAGUAAAGAGAAACUCGUUCAAAACCCUGUUUUUUUUUCAUUAGCUGAUAUUUUUAAAAGCUUUAUUCGCAGAACAUUAAUGGAUAAGUUUAACGUUACAUCAAAUGAUCUUUUGUGUUUCUUUGGUUUUCUUUCUUUGUCGCGUCUGCGUCUUAAGUUAAAUACAUUAAAUUAAAUUACAUUUUCAACAAAAACUCACGACUAGCAAAUUAGUAGCUAAUUUAGGAUCUACACUAACUGGGGGACAAUGGUUAGGGAAUUCACAGUUUUGUUUAUUUUCAAUAUUUCUAAAUACAUAUUUUACAUUCGGAAUGAAUAAUUAAAUCCCUAUUUUAGCAACUUUCUCGUAGUUAAUUUCUUAAAUAAGACUUUGAGGAAAACGAACAAUCGAAUUCAUGAAUCUGCAUUUGUUUUCGAUUUUGCGCCAUAACUCCAAGUCACUUUUGAAAAUAAACUUCAAAUUCAGUCUAAGCAGGUUUUCGAAUUCGAUGACAUCAUUUUGGAAUCUGGCAUAUUUUUUUAAUUAUAUAUAUAUUUGAUACAGGAACUCUAUGAAGUGGAGUGAAAUUUAUAAACUUUUCAUGCUCUUCCUGUUGGUGAGUUUCGAUGUUGGCUUUCAAAGACUGGAGUCUGCUUCAACUCCAACUUGCAGCUGGGAGUAGAGAUCAGCCAGGAGCAGCCCACGGCGCUGGCUAAGAGGAGACUGCCGCGCGAUGAGCCCGGACCGGAUGCCAAAGGCGAUCUGAAACUGUUGCAUGCACCCUGCGAGUUCGAUCUGAUCAAGUACGCCACGAUCGACUACUUUCCCAGCCAUUGUCAGCCCGUUUACCAGAACCGACACGUCAGCGAGGACUGGUAUCGCCUCUACAGGACCUACGAUACUGAGGGGUUUGUUUUUGGCCAGUUCUACGAGCGCCUCAUGCGCCACGAAGUCGACUAAUACUAUGGAUUGGUUGGAAAGAAUAAAACCUCUAAACAAAGUCUGUGAUGUCGAUGCUGUGGUAGCGCUGCAGUGGCCCCAGUCGCGUAUGGGGCGAUGGGCGUAGACAGAUCACACACUCCUCCGUGCUGAAAGUCGAUUUGGGGAUUAACGUUUUGGGGACAAAUAACAAGUAAUCUGGUUUUUAUGAUGUGUAUAUAAAAAAAUAUAAUACUUUAAUCUGGGUUCUUAGGGUGUAAACUA
Messenger RNA from Drosophila ananassae, 3267 nucleotides. RefSeq names its product probable beta-hexosaminidase fdl. The record is from RefSeq and is a predicted model, not a curated record. The transcript is spliced from 6 exons. Gene Ontology annotation, molecular function: beta-N-acetylhexosaminidase activity. Gene Ontology annotation, cellular component: membrane. Gene Ontology annotation, biological process: ganglioside catabolic process; glycosaminoglycan metabolic process; carbohydrate metabolic process. NCBI's taxonomy places the organism in Eukaryota, Metazoa, Arthropoda, Insecta, Diptera, Drosophilidae. Bases 104 to 2071 code for a protein of 655 amino acids.